This is a messenger RNA of Coregonus clupeaformis (lake whitefish), 2232 nucleotides long. Its product is annotated as cysteine and histidine-rich protein 1. The transcript has 6 exons. NCBI's taxonomy places the organism in Eukaryota, Metazoa, Chordata, Actinopteri, Salmoniformes, Salmonidae. The record is from RefSeq and is a predicted model, not a curated record. The coding region runs from base 880 to 2022 and encodes 380 amino acids. Gene Ontology annotation, cellular component: nucleus. Gene Ontology annotation, molecular function: zinc ion binding.
CAACUGCGCAUGCGCACCCACAACUAUUUAAAUACCCCAAGUCAUCUGCUACAACAAAACAUUCCAGUGAUAGCCAAUCUGCGACGCAGCGCAAGGACUGGCAAGGGAGGCCAUAACACCAGCUGGCAAAAUAUUGACAGUUUAUCAAGCAACUAAACUCGGGAUUUUCUGUUUUUGUGACCAUGGCUGAGUAACCCCGGUUAGGAUUGGAAGGUGCAUCCGAGCUAAGGUGUAGUGAAGUCGGGGAGAGGAGGAGGGGAAGGUCCGGACAGGAGAAAAACAAAGACGUCUGUGUAGUUAAACUAGGCAAGUCCCAUCGAACUGUCUGAACAGCUCUCUGAUUUUUCCAAAACUGACACGUCCCAGGGGUCCGGUGGAUAGCGAGCUGGCACCGGGGAAAAAACGUUUACUGACCUGCCGAACCGGGCCGUUAUGAACGGCCGCUCAUGCGCUGUCACCGCGAAUAACUGCGAGUUGACAACACAAAAACAUCUGUGACGGGUUGUUUUGUUCUAGCUAGACAAGGGCGAGGACUGGAGUGUUUUUUGAGCUUGUUAGCUAUAGCAUGUAGCUAGCUGAAUUUAUUCGCUAAACUGCCAGUCAACAGCGCUACAUUUCUACAAAAACGACCGUUAAAUAACUAUUUUGGAAAUUUCUAGAACGUUCGUUUGUUAAAUUCCAAGCGUAUUGCGCAACAUUGCUUACAAACAGGCGAACUCGCUAACUAGCUUUGACUGCUUGCUAGCCAGCUGACCGUUAGCUAGUUAGCUGUCCUGGCUUUCCCUUGCCUAGCCUGUGUAGCUAAAUCUGCCAGCUAGUUAACAUUCUGGCGACAGGUAGCUAGAUUACGCCUGACAAACAGCAUCACCACCACCCACCAUGUCCUCGAUGGAAGAGCGUGGUGAGGUGGGCGUCGCGGCGGCUCCAGGCUCCUCAGGGGGCCUGGGGGUUGGGGCGGUGGGGGCAGCCCUGGAGACAGUGGUCGGGGGGCCAUCAAUGCAGGAGGAGGUGGGCUUCCGAAGAGGAGAGGGGCUCGGGCCCGAGUCGGACCCGGACGAGCCGCCGCCCAAGAAGCGGCUGAGACUGCCGGAGGGAGAGUCGGGAAAGCUGGAAGAGAGGCUGUAUUCAGUGCUGUGCUGCACCGUGUGUCUAGACCUGCCCAAGGCCUCCGUUUAUCAGUGCACCAACGGUCACCUGAUGUGUGCUGGCUGUUUCAUCCACCUGCUGGCUGACUCUCGUCUGAAAGAGGAACAGGCCACUUGUCCUAACUGCAGGUGUGAGAUCACCAAGUCUCUGUGUUGUAGGAACCUGGCUGUAGAGAAAGCUGUGAGUGAGCUGCCCACAGACUGUCCCUUCUGUCUCAAACAGUUCCCUCGCUCCAGCCUAGAGAGGCACCAGAAGGAGGAGUGCCAAGACAGGGUGACGCAGUGUAAGUAUAAGCGGAUUGGCUGCCCAUGGAAGGGACCGUUCCACGAGCUGCCAGCCCACGAGGAGGAGUGCUGCCACCCCACCAAGACUGGCACAGAGCUGAUGGGCAUCCUGGGGGAGAUGGACCAGAGCCACAGCAGAGAACUAACCCUUUACAACUCUAUAUUCUCCCUUCUCUGUUAUGAGAAGAUAGGCUUCACAGAGGUCCAGUUCAGGCCGUACCGUACAGAUGACUUCAUAACCCGUCUGUACUAUGAGAGUCCUCGUUUCACCGUGUUGAACCAGACCUGGGUACUGAAGGCCAGAGUCAACGACUCGGAACGCAACCCUAACCUCUCCUGCAAACGCACCCUCUCCUUCCAACUCAUCCUCAAGAGCAAGGUGAACUCAGCUAUAGAGUGUUCCUUCCUGCUGUUGAAAGGUCCGUACGAUGACGUGAGGAUCAAGCCUGUGAUUCACCAUCAUGCGUUCAGCAAUGACACCAACGAGACAGACUACGUCCCGCUGCCCAUCACCGACUCUGUGGAGUGUAACAAACUACUGGCGGCCAAGAACAUCAACCUACGACUCUUCAUCUUCCAGAUCCAGAAAUAGACAGAAGAGGAGGAGAGAGGGGAGGGAUUGAGGGGGGGUAAGAGAGAGAGGACAGAGAGAGGUGUAGCGGAAGUGAGGGAGAGAGAUAUGUUUGAGAUUAAAGUGAGACACCACUAAACCACUGAUACCUCUUUACACUCACACUCUCACACACAUGCACUCACACUCUCUCUCGCACACACACACGCACUCACACUCUCUCGCACACAC